Acaulospora morrowiae is the source of this 2395-nucleotide messenger RNA. NCBI's taxonomy places the organism in Eukaryota, Fungi, Glomeromycota, Glomeromycetes, Diversisporales, Acaulosporaceae. The record is from the annotation of a GenBank genome assembly.
AUGGCCAAAUGCAAAAAUCCGAACCUGUCUUCUUUACGAACAUUGAUUGUCGAUAAUUACGAUUCUUAUACAUUUAAUUUGUUACAACUUUGGGAUAAUGAAGAAAGUGUCGGGAACGUAGUGGUGGUUCGAAACGAUCAAUUUUCCUGGACCGAUUUUACUAAGAAUAUACUUCCGAAUUUUGAUAAUAUUAUAAUUUCACCUGGUCCUGGAAGUCCAGAAAACGUUUCGGACUUUGGGAUUUGUUCAGAAAUCCUUAAAUUGAAUAAUAUUCCAAUUUUGGGUGUAUGUUUAGGGCACCAAGGUAUCGGAUUCACUUUUGGAGGCGAGGUGACGAAUGGAACAAGGAUCAUGCACGGGAGGCUAAGCCCUAUUUAUCACGAAGGAACAUCUAAAGCAGAUUCACUAUUUUCGGGGAUUCCGAGUCCAUUUUUGGCUGUUAGAUAUCACAGCCUAGUGAUAAAUAGUAAAGAUUUUCCAUCAGACCUACAGAUUUCGGCCUGGUGUCCGGAAGUAGAUGAUUUGCAAGAAUGCUCACCAAGUUCUUUCCUCCCAGCAAAGGAGUCAAGUACAGUUAUGGGAUUACAACACGCGUAUAAACCUAUUUAUGGCGUUCAAUUUCAUCCAGAGUCCAUAUGUACUGAAUACGGAUUUCAAAUUCUGAGAAACUUCCAAUUACUAUCGCGAGCAUUUUUAGAAAGGCGUGGAAUAUUAUUUCCGCGACCGGUGCUUCCCGAACACAUAAAAUCUUUUUCGGUAGUCCCAGAAAAAAAAAGUAGUCUUUUUACUAAGAGGUUAACCCACACUGGUGGUCCAAUGUAUAAUAUUAUAAUGAAGAAACUUGAGAAAGAUAUAUAUUUUGAUUCAUCAUUAAUUUUUCAAAAAGUAGUGUCUGCUGACAACUCCAAAGUUGGAAUAUGGUGGUUAGACAGCUCUAAGUUACUGGAUCCACAAAGUCGGUUUUCGUAUAUGGGAUCAACUCCAGUACCAUCAAAUUCAUUUUCUAUAUCUUACAAUACGCUUCGUAAAAAGGUGAUAAUCACUUGUUCGGAUGGAAGAAUAAUAACGGAAAAUUUAUCAAAUGAUCAAACAUAUUGGGACUGGAUGUCAGGGACGAUGGAAAUUUUUAAUCAGCAUAUUACUGGAUUACGAAUAAUACAUUGUGAUGGAUCAAUUAAAAACGUUGAACAAAGAAUACCUUUUGAUUUUAGACUUGGAAUGGUUGGGUAUUUUGGAUAUGAUAUGAAACGUGAAUCUAUGCCAGGUUAUAUUAUUCCAAAGGACCGUCAAUCGUCAUCAUGCACUAGUCCUGACGCAGCUUUUAUUUUUGCAACGCAAGCGAUUAUAUUCGACCAUGUUGAAAAACGUAUGUGGCUAGCUGGACUGGCUCGUGAUGGUCCUAGUGACCUAGUUUUAUCGAAAGAUUCUGUUCUCGGCAUUCCUAUUGGUCGCCCUUUAGCAGAUCUUCUCUCUUGGAUAAAUUCAACCGAAAAACAAUUACGCGAUCUUCAAAAGAACAUCAAACUAUUGAGCACGCCACCAGCCAAUAAGAUUAAUCGACAGAUCUUGCCUCGGACAAUGUCAUCCCCUUUUAUGCCAGAUCUGACAAAAGAUUUUUAUUUGAGAUCUAUAGAAAAGGCGAAAUCUUACAUUUGUGAAGGUCAAAGUUACGAGAUUUGUUUAACCACACAAUUUCGAGCAUCACUGACCGAUCGUUUGCAGGAUAUAUUUGGACUAUAUUAUCGCAUUAGAUCGAAUAAUCCUGCGCCAUUUUCGGCGUUAAUUCAUUUUUCAGCAGACGAUAUAACAAUAUUAAGUUCUUCUCCCGAAAAAUUUUUACAAAUAGACAAUGAAGGAAUAGUAGAAAUGAAGCCAAUUAAAGGUACAGUCGCAAGAGCAAAAGGAUGCUGUUGUCCACGAUCCGCCAAUUGUAAUGGAGGAGUACAAUGUGAGUUGAUAAGAAACAAAAAUGACAUGGAAAGAAAACGUUUCUUGGAAGGGGACAUUAAAGAACAAGCAGAGAACUUAAUGAUAGUGGAUUUAAUUCGCAAUGACUUAGCACAAAUAUGUCCGCCACAUACCGUAAAAGUUCCUUAUUUGAUGAAAACAGAAUCUUAUGAAACCGUCCAUCAACUUGUCACCACGGUUCGUGGAAAUUUAAGAGAUAGUUUAGAUUGCAUCAAAGCGAUAAGGGGUUGCUUUCCUCCAGGGUCGAUGACGGGAGCGCCUAAAUUACGCUCUGUGCAACUCCUUGAUGAGUUAGAACAUAAUACUUCAAGAGGCAUUUAUUCAGGUUGCCUUGGAUAUAUAUCUCUGCAAGAUGGGUCCGGAAAACAGAAAGGAACGGCCUGUUUCAAUGUGAUAAUACGAACGGUGGUAGUUCGUAGUGGAAAAG